CAUCUAAUUUUUCCAUAUUAAAAUUUUUGACGCAAAUGUUAAAUGUGACUCCCUUAAGUGUCCGAGGAAAAUUACUAAAAUUCUCUAAAAAUUCAUCAAAUCCAUAAAAAUAAACAACCAAGCAUAUUUAUAAAAGCAAUCACUACACUUUGUGAAUAUAAUUAAACUCAAUUUCUUGCGAUAAAAGUGUAAAAUCGUGCCUAAAAAAAACUACGUAUAACUUCUCUAUAAUCGCGUUUGGUGGGUGUCUUUUCUGUCCCCUAAAUAAAAUCUGAUACAUAUACCACAGGAGAACUUUCAUUCGGCCAGGCAUCAGGCACAGCAAGAGUAUAGGCCAGCCAGCCAGUUAGUCAAAUUCAAAGCAAAAAUGAGACUUCUCCUCACCAAGUAGAAGCAAGUAGAACCAGAAGAGACGAGAACAAAAAGAAAAUAAUUGUGCUCCUUUAUUUGGUAGUUAAAAACAAGCUCCCUUGUGCUUGGUUACAUAUUAUGUGUUGUUAUAUUUCUUUUUUGAGAAUAAAAUUCCAGUCAAAAAAUAUUGUUUACAUUAUUGAAGAAUACGUGUUUACAUUUAGAGGAAUACAUUUAUAGAAAUAAAAUAUUUUGCAACUGGGAAUCAAAUUUCCAAGUGAAGUGCUCUCAUUUUUUCCCAUUUAUAAAGUGACAUUGAAAAAAAAAAAUAUAUUUCUAUUUAUAUUGUGAAAGAGUUAUUCGUAAUGAAGUAGACCUGUGAUUUUUGUUAAAAACAAAAACAAAGAAGAAGAAGAAGAAUAAAGUUUUAAGAAUUAUUGUUGUUGAAUUGAAUCACCAUAGCAUAGCUAGAGAGACGCUCCAAGCAUUAACAAACAACAAUGAAGGAAGACGAUGUUGUCGUUGUGAGCUCCGACUCUGAGGAGGAUGAGGACAUCGUAUGGACGAGAAAGAAUCAAAACAAACAAUACCAAAUACUGUCGGAAAAAAUCAGGCCUAUUUUAUAUUAUCAAGUUCAAUCUGGCUACAAGAAAUCCAUAAGAUUUCCAUAUGAUAAGUUUCAGGAGUUUGCAAAUGAUUUUCAGAAAUCGCUUGAUCUUGUUAACACGGAAUCAACUAAGGCAUUUAUAUGGAAAAAUUUAAUACGCUGGAUUGUAUCAAUUAAGCUUUGUUAUGAAAAUACCACAGAUUGUAUCAACGACCGAUGCUUCAACCUCAUCUUGACGGAUCUUAUGGCUCAAUACAUAAAUUACAAGUGCAAACUGAAUUCUUCUAUUAGUGAUGAGGAUGAAGUUAGUCGUGUAACAAACGACAUUAUACUUACAUUAAAUUUGGUAUUCAGCGGCUGGGUGCCAGGAAUUUUGAUGACACUUUUAAAAAUUGAUGUCAUUGAUGAAUAUCAACUGAUAUUGUAUCCGAUAUUUAGAAAAUACCUCUCCAACAAGCAUCUUCAUGAAACUACCGAUUUUAUUUCUUAUUUGCGGCUUAUUCUUUGCUUUAGAAAAUGGAAAAAACUAACGCAUUUAAAAGAAGACAAAGAAAUAAUUAAUGAAAUAGCUGUUGGAAAAUCACUUAAGGCUCUUAAUUCCGAUCUUAUAGAUUUAUCAACAGAAACAGUUGAUAUACCUGUGUUGCCUAGAACUGUACCAGCAGUUAAUGAAGACAAUCGCGAGUUUGCCAAAAUAAAUGGUCUUAUUGGUUUUGCUAUUAAAAAUCGAGAAUCUGGAACUAGAAUUUUGCUUAUAAGUAAAACAUUUGAACUUGAUGAUGCUAUAGAGCAGUUUUUCAAACAGUAUAGUGAGUACAUAAAUCGGUGGACUCCAAAGUUGUUGGAUGUAUCAAAAUGGGAAAUAAAACCAACACUAAUAGAAGACUUAACGAGAUCACCAUCACCAUCAAAUCAACUGCGUGACAGUCCCGAAAUCGAAAACAAAAUUAAUAUUAAUGGAAAACAAGGUACUAAGGCUGUAGAUCAGCAUUUAUCAAUAAACUGUGAUACAUCUAGUAUAAGUGUAUAUAAUAAGUUAAAUAAUUUAAGUAUAAGUAACUAUAAGAUUGAAAAUCUAAGUCCUAGUUUUAAGAAUAACCAACAGAAUAGAAAUAGUGAUGUAGUAUUAAGUUCAAACAAUAAUAAUGUAGUUGACCUUGAGACUGAAGACGAGGACGAGGACGACGAAGAUGAAAAUAAGCCUAUGAGUGCAUAUGAAAAACAAGUCUUUGUUGUCAUUGAAAAGUUAAAAAAACGAGCAAUAGUUGUCGGAGAACUUUUAGAUCGUGUAAAUAGUGAAAAAACUAACAAUAAUCCACCAGUUAUUUUAGACAUCUCAUCAGAUGAGACCCGUCAAUCUAGUGCUGAAGUACCAACGGUCCCGGUGCCGUUGGUUCCGGUGCCGUCGGUUCCAGUGCCAGUUCCGACGGCUAGGAAUAAUAUUGAGGUCCCUGUUGCAACAAAUUCUGAUCCAAUGCGUGCUUCUCUGAAUCCUCCAAAUGUCCCUGUAGAAAAACAUAUUCGAAAACGACACGGCAUAGUGUCGAGUACAACAUCGUUUGAAGGCACUGGUGACGAUAGUGAUAAUUCUGAUGACUAUGACGGUUUUGGGGUUCAUAGUAGAGUCCUUUUUUCACAACGCUCCUUUUCUAAAGUGGUUGAGGAAGCAACUUCAUCAACAAAUGAAAUCCCAAAAACACACUCAAAUGGCAACAGCCAACCGCGAAGAUCGAUUUCAAGUAGCCCAUGUCCGACGAGACCAUCUUCAGCAUCCCCCGAUAGGUGGUCAAAUUUCUCUCCCUCAAGUACAAUACGAUCAGGAAGUUCAAGUCGUUUAGGAAUAGUAUCAGGUACAAGUAGUUUAACUGCUGGAAGAUCAACAAGUUCUAUAAAUGAUGGGGAAAUGCCAACAUGCUCCCGAUAUGUUGCAAUACCCGCUUCAGCACCCACCUUAACAAAUAGAGAAGAAACAUCACAAAAGGACAACAACAUUGAUCUAAAAAAUAAAGAAUCUGCUACAUCAAUUAAUGUUAUAGAAAGUAGUGCAUCCACACCUGAAAAAUCCGAAACUGAAGAACACAAGAGCUUGCCUAGUCAUCCGACAUCAGAUCACGACUCGCCAAUAAAAGAAGCUCCAAUUAUUAAUAAAUCGAAAGAUUUAGAAGUUUAUACACGCACUUGUUCUGUAAGAGAUCUUCUUAAAAAUAUAUCCGGUUUUAUUGGCGAUUCACAAGGAGAAUAUGGCUUCGAAAGUUCAAAAGACAAAUGUGGCCCAGAUAAAUCCCUAAUAGAAAUUUCUUUGACAUCGACAAGUGUGAAAAAUAAAUCUAUUAGUAGUGGGAGUGCUGAGAAAACUGAAGAAAAUCUUUCUCAAUUUAAAGUCAGAAAAACAGUAGAUGGUGUUGAAAAAGAUACAAACACUAGAAAAGAAGUUGAAAACCAAGUUAAAGCCUUAAUACCUCAGCAAUCAAAAGUACUACCUAAAAUUGAUACAAUAAAUGAAUCAAAAGAUUCCAGUAGUAGUUCGAAAAUAAUGGAAGAGGAAAAUUCAAGAAGAUUUAUCGAAAAACCAGAUUUAGAGAAAUCAAAUGAUAUUUCAUGUCAUCCCCAAUUAGAUAUUGACAAAAAUUCUGCCAAAGUGAAAGAGGUUAAAAAUACAGAAAACAAAAAAGUGCUCGACCAGCCAAAUGAAUUCGAAAAAGCGGAAAGUAUUCUCAAGAUUUCUAUCACAAAACCUGAAAAUAAGAUUGAGGAAGAGAAUUUAAACAUACAAACUAAAGAGCCAGUUGGCGAAUUAUCUAAGGCCCAUGUUGAGAAAACUAAUCCAAUUGUAGAUCAAGAUAAUUCAUUUGAAGAAGAUGAAUCAUCCACUGAUGAUAUAGAAUCACCGCCUUAUGAACCUAUUUGUCAAAAUGAAAGUCUUGAUAUACCUGACAAAAAUUCUGAAACCGAUAAUGAGGAAAAACAAACUAAAAAAGAGCAGACAAGUCAGUCGAUUGAAAAUGGUUCUGGAGCCCAAAGUGUGGAAAAAGACUUCCCUAUUUCAAAGUCCCAGCAAGAUGAUGAAGCAAAUAAACCAACCAUUGCUGAGCAAAUUUGUAAACCAAAUAAUGUCAAAGAUAUAUGUUUACAAAGUCAAGAAGCAGCAAGAGAAAAGUUAAGCGAUAACCAGGUUAAUAAACUUUUUCAAAAUGAACUGCCCGAUCAAAAGGAAACAAAUACAAACACAAACCAAAAACCCAGUGAUGAUGCAAAAUUAAAAAUUGAUGAAAUCGUAAAAUCAGAUCACGAUUACGUCACAGUCGAUUAUUUAGACCGUUCAAAUAAUGACCAUGCUUUUGAUGAGCUAAAAGAACUUCAAAGUUUCAUUGACAGUCCAAAAUCUUCUGGUUUUGAAUCUUCAACCAAAGAUACGUCUGGUUCUGAUCAAAUAUUAGAAGCUUUAAAUGAAGACAUUGAACCAAUUGAUCGACGAGUGACAAAUGAAGUAACUCAAUUGCAGAUUCUGGAAAAUGAAGAGAAAAAGGACUAUGAACAAUUUUUCGAAGUAUUUACUGACCCAGCUUUUACUGCAAGUCCAUCUGAUAAUCCAGAAAAUGGAGAAGACACAAUUAAGAAUCGAUUAUACCAAAGACAAGAAGUUGAAGAUGAAAAAAAUUCAAUUUUACCGUCAGAUCUAACUUUACUUUCUUUAGAAGAUCAAAAUAUAACAAUUGAAAAUCAUGAUAAAGAGGUUAAUGAGGAACAAUUCUUUGGAUCGCAAAGAAUUUCAUCUUGUGAUGGAAAUCUUAUUGGCAAAACUGCUGAAACCCUUGAAAGCCUAACGUCAAAUGCCAAAGAAAAUAUAGAAGUUGAAUGCGUUAAUACAAAAUCAAGUCUUGACACAAGAUUAAUUCUUGUUGAUAUUGGAUUUGAUGUUGAAGGGGUCACAAAAAGAGCUAAGGAUGCGAAGCCAGAAAAUGUACAGAAGAAUAAAGCAAUAGAUGAUCAAACCGUCGACGCCGAUAAUGAUAUCAAUGAAAACCAAUCUACUGCUCAGAAAUUGUCUUGCGAUGAGAAUGCUGAAUCAAUAGGAACUGAAAUAUAUACUGAAGACUUAGUCUCUUCCAAUGGGGAAGAUAAAAAACACAUUCAUAAACCUAAAACAAAAAAUGCAAUGAAAACUCCUGAUGUUGAUACGAAUGACGAAAAUCAAGACCUUACUGAACAAAGAACUUCAUCCGGGAAACAAAAUUCUAAAUCAAAUGAAAUUGAAAAUGAUCAAUUAGUUAUUCAGGAACCUAUUUCUAAUACAAGUGCCAACCCAAUUAAAAGGGAGUUUAUAAAGAAUGAUAAGGAAUGUGAAAAACUAGAAGAACAAACUCAAGAAAACCAAUCUUCUAACAUUGAAGAUGUUAACAAAGAUAAAUUAGCUUUUGUCGAAGAAGUUUCAGAAAAAAGAUCAUAUGGGAAGUUUGAGGCAAACAAAAAACAAACUGUUGACAUCCAAAAAGUUCACAACAACGACUUCAAUACUGAGGAGAUACCUACUAUUGAAAAUGUAACCCAAAAUAACAAAGAAACAACUGAAAAUAGUGUUAAUCAAUCAGAAGACAUCUGCACAACAGAGCAAAAGAAAAUGGAAGAAAUCGUAUCUUCCUCUCCAAGAGUAAUGCACGGUUUCUUGGAAGUAUUGAAUACAGCUGAAGAUGAAUCCACUUUAUAUAACAAAGUUAUAGAUGAUGAGUCUUUUGUAAAAGAUAAUCCAGAAGACAAAAUAGAAAUUAUGGGCGAAACUGAUUCUACAGAGAGCAUUAAUAAAUCUCAGACGCUUUUUAAUGAAAUUGUUGCUUUACCUGCUGAGGACACGAAAAAACGAAAGCUCAUAAUUCGUAUAGCUAGGUUGUCAAUCUUGGAAAAUGAACUGGUACGAGCAAAUUCACUUUCUAAAAUUGAAUUAAAAGAAGAAAAACUUGAAAACCCCAAAUCUAUGGAAGAAUCUGGGGAAUAUCAGAUUAAAAAGCACACUUCCCGAAAAAUUCAAAAACAAAGCCGCAAGAAAAUUAAGAAAGCAAUGAAGAAACAAGUUUUACAAGAAAUUAUCUUAGAAAAGGUUAACGAAUUAAUUGAACCAAUUAAAGAUUCUAAAACAUCCACGGAAAGCCACAUUCUGAAAACUAAGAAUGAAAACGAAAACGGAUUCAUGACUACAGAAGAACAUACUGAUAAGGACGGAGAUGAUAAAACGCAAGCUGGUAUUUUGUCUGAAGAAAUCAAUGAAUCUUUUGUAAAAGAUGUAAAAGAAGAUGCAACAGAAAUGUUUGGAAAAAUAAAACUGGACAAAAAAUCAACUACGAAAACUCAAAAGACGACAAAGAAAGAGAAACAAUCAUCUGAAAUUCCAAAAACAAUACCAGAAGAUCAAUCAAUUAAAUUAAAUGUUUCAAAUCUUGCUGAUCAAAAGUUUGAAGAAGAAAAUUAUGAAAAUCAAUCGAUAAGUGAAGAAAAAAGUAUUGGCGUAGUUGAUAAUGAUCUUGAUGGUAAACUUGAAUCCUGCGAAGAGCAACCUAUUCAAAAUGAUCAGGUAAUCCAAACUCAAAUGUUUGAUGCUAUAGAACCAAGUAAAGAUAAAUCCAAUACCACUUCCAUAUCUUACGGUCUUAAUGAUUCUAAAAUUGAUCAAAUAAAUUCUCUAUUAAUUACUCAAGAUGAAAGCCACAAAGAUAAUUCUCAUAUUGCACAAAAAGAUAUGAAUCAGACUCUUACUCAUUGCGAAGAUCAAGAUGAAACAACAACAAGCAUUGAUAUUCUUCGAAAAACCACUGCAAUUAAACCAAAAGUCAGUUUAUCAAAUAUAACAGUGCAAGAACCGUCUACCAAAUUGCGGACAGAAAAAAGUGUAUAUGAAAACGAAAACACAAUCGAAAAAAUGAAUACUGAAAUAUGCUGUUCUAAUUCUGCAAAGACAAUCUCCGAAGUAGACAAAACUAUAUCCUGCUCAUCAAAGGUUGACAAUCUAGAAUCACUUAAUUUAGGAAUUGUCGAAAGCUCAUCUUUGCCUUUGAAAGACGUUGAUGUUGAGGACUUUAGAAGAAAAAAUAUUAAAACAGAAGAAGAGCAAGAUCUUUCAGAAACAUCUUCAGAGAACAUUGAUGAAAGUUCCCUUUUAAAACAUCACAAUAAAGACGAAACAAAAAGAAAGCUCAUAAUUCGUAUACCUAAAAUGUUAGUUUCAACAGAAAAAUUACCGAAACAAAAUGUUUUAAGAAAGAAGAAAUCGUCUAAGAAAAAAUCGAAAGCAAACAAAGUAUAUUCAACUUUAAUUUCGAAAAAUUUAGAAAAAAACCUAGUUGAAGAACCACUAAUAGAUGAUGAUUCUAUACUAUCAACAAAAGAGCAAGAAUUUUAUGAAUCUAUUGAUAUCCAAGUAAAAAAAGAAAUCACAACGGACGAAGGGGACAAACACCAAACAAAUGAACGCGAAUUAAAUGCUAAGGAAAUAAAUGCACGGCUGGAAGAUGAUGAAGAAUCCCUAACAAAAAUAUCAUCAAAGACGAACAAAGCUAAAAGCUCUGAAAUACCACAAACAAACAAAAAUAUGGUUGAAUCAAUACCAGUAUCGGAAAAUUUUAAAUUAUCACCCGAACAGGAAACUAAAAACUUGGAUAUUUCGAAAACAAAUGUUUCAAACGAAUCACUACCUAUUGAAAUUCAAGACGAUUUGAUGAUUUGCAUUAACAAAAAAUUACAAAAAGCUAAAAAAAAGAACAAAAAAACAAAAAAAGGUGCUAAAAGCAAAGCAAAGAAAUUAAAAAUUACUAGUGAUGAAUUGACAGCGGUAAAAGAUUCAACAUUUGCUACUAAUAAUGGUAAAGAUCAUAUAUCCAAAGCUCCAGAAUGUAUUAGCCCUCAAAAAGAUCAUCAUCAAACGGACUCGGAAGAGAAUAUAAAUAGGGUAGAAACGGAGAAACCAAAACUUAAAGCUAUUGUUGAGAACGUCAUUGGGCAUAAAUCCUUCGAAAAAGCGAUUUUAAAAGAAACUUCAAAGAAUACGGCAGCUUCAAGUAUUGAAAUUCCAAUCUCCAAAAGUGUAGAUAAUGAUGAGUCAAAACUGCUGAAAACACCGACCGAAUUAUCAGAAAAAACGAACAUCAAUAAUCUGCAGGAACAUAUCAGCGAAACAGCAAAUUUUAUUGCCAAUGUGAUUCAGUUGAAUAAAGAAAUUAGGGAAACAUCAACAGAAGAGUCGAUAUUAAAGAAGAAGAAAACAACAGUUGAAACAAACAAUUCAUUUGAUUCCAUUAAAGAAUCUACACCGCCAACAGAAAUACAGACACAUAAAAUAAAGGAAAAAAAGGUCGAAGUUGAUAUUACUUCAGAUGAUAGCCUUAUCAAAAACGCAGAAUGUCAAACCGAGCCAAAGUCAACUAUUAAAACUUAUAUCCAGCCUUGUUCUAUUAAAUGUUCAAAAUUUUCAGAUGCUUCUCCGACUAAACACUUAGAUUCGAAAAAUGGUCAAACAGAUAUUUUGAAAAAUAUUGUUGAGUUGAAAGAUGAUUUGGUAAAAAAUCGAAAUCAAGAAGUUUUUUCUCAAAUAACAUGUGCCAAGCAUCGAAAUAGUAUGGAACCAGAUUCAUCGUCUCAAUUAGCAACAGAACUAAAAAGAACUGAAAAUACUUUAACUGAAGAAGAAUCUAAUCUUUCAACAAGAGUUCAAGUUGCAGACCUAGAUGAGCCUUCAGUUAUUUCUGAUUCAGAAAUUUCUCAGCAAAAUACAUCGGUUGCCUUAGAAUCAGAUAAAUCAAUAGUUUUUUAUCCUUCAAGGGAUAGCGCUGAAGAUCAAGAAGUUUCUUCUAUUACAUCUAAAACAAAUGAAAGCGGUAUUGCGACUUAUUACAAUUACAAUGAUGAGAAUGGUACGCCUGUAAUGGAUGAAAAGAACACAGCAGAAGAAGAUUCCCCUUCUAGUCAAUGUAAAAUUAUUUCCUUGAGUAAAAUAAGAGUUCCGACAGCUGAAGUCCAUGAAAUCACAGCUUUAUUACUAUCUCAAUCAAAAGAACCUCAAACGAAACCACUGUCAGAUAAAGUCGAACCGGCAACAGAACCACAUCCCAUUUAUUUUGAGAAGGUUGAAAAGUGUAAUGCCAACCCAGAGGAAUCAACAACUCCGUCAUGUGAUGCUCCAGAUGAGAAUUUUGAACUUUGGUUGAAAAAAAUUGGUAUUUCAAAAACUUGUGCUUCGAGUGGCAAAAUUAGUCUAAGUCCAUCGAAAUCAAUUCGAUAUUCUUCGGAGAAUCAAAAAAAUGACCGCAAACAGAAAAGGCCACAAAGAGUGCAAAAGCUUGAAGCCGAUCCAACAGAUCAAAAGUGUUUUAACUUCGAAGAUUUAAACGCUGCAGCUAUAUUGACCUCAUUUAAAGCUCAACAGAAAAAAAACACUAGGUCUCGAAAGGGAUUUCAGCCAACUAGGAUAACAAGAAGUGCUAGUCAAAUGGUAGACCAAGCUCAAGCAAUUUUGUUACAUGAUUCUGAAUCUGAGACUUUUAUUUCAUCAAUGAGUUGUCCACAAAGUCAGUGUGAAAAGGACCCAUUGGAAAACUUAAAGUUAACUCAAUCAAAUGUUUCAUCAGAUAGCGACGAUGCUGGGAAGUUAGUGAUUGACUUAGAUACCAAGAAAUCAACAAAAUCUAAAGCAAACAAGAAACAAAACCCGAAACAUAUGAAAAAGGAAAAAGCUCCCCUUAAAAAGAACAACAAAGCUGUAAAAAAAAUUACUUUCAAUCCAAUUGUUGAGGUUUUUGAAGCAAGUUCUCCUGACGUUUUUAAGAGUCGAAGAACGCGGACAAGGUCAUCAAGAGAUUUGUUAACUAAUAGCCCAGCACCAAUUACAAACACAACCAAGUCGAGGAGCGGAACUCCAAAGCCAAAAAAGAUCGGACAAAAUACCACAGAAAACGAUGUAUUUGUAGAUCGUGUCAAAAUAUUAAGAACACCUAUAAAGAAGGGUAAACUACGAAUAAGUUUUGAUGAAUCUCUUGGAAACGCCGAACAAUCUACAAUAAUAAAUGAAACAUACAAAGAAGCUUAUCCUAAUAUAAGUAAUUAUACGCCGCAUAACAUGAACCAAGAAACAUGGCUUGAAAAUCUUACUUUGCGCAAAACCAGUAAAUCGUUAGAUUUAGAAGUCAAACAAAUUUUGGAAAAUGUUUCCAUGUCUAGAAAAGUCCUCUCUGAACCGGAUUUACUAAAAGCUCCUAAAAUCGAUAUUACUUUUCUUCAAACAAAACCAACAGUAAGUGAAAAUGAUUUGGAAGAUCAAAAUAAAACUAAAUCAAAGAAUGAAACUUUUGAACUUGAUCAAAUUCCACCUAAAAAAGUAUCUCCUAAAAUAGAAACAUUAAAAACGUAUAAGCAGCUCAAAGGUAAAAAUUUAAAUAAGUGUAUACGGCGGCUAUCAAUGGAAGAUAAUGCCAAAGAAGAUAAGGCCAAAGCAAACAAAUCAAUAAGCAGAAAGAGAACUAAUACCAUUUCCGAUUUAAUUAAACCAUCAAAAUUACAAAAGAAGAAUAAAAUAAUAAUUAAAGAACCUAAACUCUCUAAAGAUUUCAUGGCAUCACCUGUAUCGUUCUCUGAAACUGUUAAGUGUGAUCUUAUAACCUCCACUCCUAAAACAACUACUGCAUUAGUCUUAGAACAAGAAAACGGAACAAUCUUCACAUUUACUGGGACACACAUUGAUAAAAAUGGGAAAGAUACAAAGAAGUCAAAUGUUGAAAAAGUUGAAACCAUUGAAAAAGUCGAAACUAUUGCAGACAAAAAUAAUACUUCGAUGGAAGUGUCAAGUUUUAAUAAAGUCGAAAAGCACUAUACAUCAACUUCAAAAGAGGCGAAGAAAUCAAACAAAACGGCCAACGAGAAGUCUUCAAAACAACAAAAGAAGCCUAAAAUAUUGAUUAAAGAACCAAAACCUUUCGAAGAUUCAAUUGAACCUGUGGCACCACUUAUUAACACCCUUUCGGAAAGUGUUCAAUCUUCUGUUACUAACUCGAUUCCAGAGUUAAAACAAGAAAACCAAUUCCUUCCAUUUGCUGAAAUAAAAAUUGAAAAAGAAGAUGUUGAAGAAAACGCAACUGUAGAAGAAGCGGCAAUUGUGAAUGAAGUCGAAAAACCAGUUAAAUCAAUUACAAUAAACACAAGAACUUAUAGCAUUGUUGAUUUAAAGAAAUCUUCAAAACCAAGCAAAAAAACUAAAUCUUUGACUAAGGAACCUACACUUUUCGAAGAUCCAACUGCACCUACAACACAACGUUGUGACUCUCCCUCUAAAACCGUUGAAUUAAGUACUACUAAGUCGAUUCAUGAAGUUAAAAUCAAUAUUGAUAAAAACGAAAAAGGACAACAAGAUGCAAAAGCUGAAGUAGCAAUCAUAGAAAAAUCAAUAUCUGUGGCAGAGAUCUUCAAUUCCAAAAUGGAAGGCGAAGAACAAGUUAAAUCAACCUCAAAAGAGGAAAACAAAUCAACCAAAAUAAGAACUUACAGCAUUAGCAAUUUAAAGAAAUCUUCAAAACAAGAAAAAAAAUCUAAACCAUUGAUUGAAGAUCCCACACCUUUCGAAACACCAAGCGCUUUUAUAGCCCCAAAUAAAGACUCGCCUUCUAUAACUAUUAAAUCUUCCUUUACGAACUUGCCUCUGGAAGCUGAAACCAAAAUUAAUAAAAACAAAAAUGAAAAACAAAAUUCAGAUGUUAAAGAAGUCGAAACCAUCGAACAAUCAGAACCUAUUGCACUACUAUUGAGUAUUGCAAUGAAAGUCGACACCGAAGUUAAGUUAAUCUCAAAAGAGGCAAAAAAUUCAACCAAAACGGUUGUCGAUAUAAUUAAACCUUCAAAAGAACUGAAAAAGACUGAAAUUGAUAGGGAAGAUAAUGAAGAAUAUCAAACAUCUGCAAAGAUUGAAGGAAUGGAAACCAACGAACAAUCCGAACCUAUCGCACACCAAUUAAAUACUGCAAUGCAAGUCGUCAGCCAAGUUAAAUUAAUCUCAAAAGAGGACAAGAAUUCAAGCAAAACGGGAAUUUCUAAAAUUGCCGAAACAGAACAACUGGACAAGCCUAAAAUAUCAAUUACGGAACCCACACUUUUCGAAGACCCCAUGGCACCCACAACAUUACAUAGUAAAUCUCCUUCCGAUACUAUUAAAUCUGCUCUUAUUGACCCGAUUCAUAAAAAUACCGAAAAUUCAGCAUUUACUGAAACUAAAAUUGAUAAGGAAGAUAUUGAAGAAAAACAAAAAAGUCCAAAGAUUGAAGAAGUAGCAACCACCGGGCAAGCGGAAUCAAAGAAAAAUGAAGUGUUCGAUACCACAAUGGAAUUAGCAUGUUUGAAUCAAGUCGAGAAGCUCGUUAAUCCAACCUCGAAAGUGAAAUGUUCAAAUGAACAAAAUGACCCUAAAACUCUGAUUCAAGAGCCUACGCCUUUUGAAGAUCCUAACGUAUCUAUAACACCUCAUAAUGACUCUUCCUUCAAAACUGUUAAAAAUCCUCUUGCUAAGUCUACUCCUGAAAACCCCACAAAAUCAGAUUUGGAUCUAGAAUGCAAAAAAGUUGCAUCAGUUGAACCCAUAAUUGAUACAAAACUAGAUCCUGCAAAUGUGGAAGGAGUCCCAAUCAUAGAGGCAGCCGAACCUAUUGCGAAAGCAUUCUCUACUGAAAUCGACAUAAAAUGUUUAAAUGAAGUUAAAAAACAAGUUAAAUCAAUCUCAAUAGAGGCGAACAAAUCAACCGUUAUGGAAACUUGCCCAAUUGUACCAGAUGAAACAACUGAAAUUCCACAUAGAGCCAUCGAACAGGACAAAUCUUUUGGAGAAGUGUUCAACAGUACAAUAGAAGAAGCCGAAAUAGAAGUGAACUCAACCACACCCAAAAUAGUAUUCAAUAACAUUGCUGAUUUUAUAAAAUCAGACAAUACGACACCCACGUCAUCUAUGGUUGUGACAUUAAAUGAAGAGCAAUGCGUUGGAGAUAAACAAGACAAAAGUGCGUCGAGUUGUGACAUAUCAUUACUUUCCGAAAAAGAUGUUAAUAACCCAAUUGAUUUACCUAAAGCCCCAAAGCUAUCUUCCCCAGUCGAUACCCCUACGAAAAAAGAAGAUGCUCUUCAAAGAAAUUUGGCAAUAUCAAUUGAUAAAGUUUUCCAAAAUAAGGGCAUACAUGAAGAAAACACAAAACAGGAAUCAGAAAAUUCUACAGCCCAAUCAAAAGAUGCUAACUAUUUGAUGAAAAAAAUAAGCGACACGUCUCCCAAACGUAAACGCUCCUUCUUAGAUGGGGUCGAUGCCGUUGUAAAUGAUCCAGUAGGUCGACGCAGAACUUCUGACGUAGAUGGUUCUGAACUAUCAUUUACAAAUUCUCUCGAAUUGGACAUCCCUUUUGUAAUUGAUGCUGAAAAUUUCGCCGAUCAAUCACGUCAGCAGCCUUUGCCCACACAGUCCGAACCCCAGCAAUCAUUAUCGGAAAUAAUGUUUUCAGGAACUCGGGGACAAGACGAUGAAGAUAAACUGGGACAAGACGAUGAGGAUAAAUUGCAUACAGUUAACACGAAAUUGGCUAUCGAACCAGUUCCGACCUCCAGUCCAAAUGAAAAUGAUAAUAAUCUUUAUCCACUUGAUGAAAUCUUCGCGUAUUUAUCUACAUCUACACUCACAAAUGUGCCCGAAAACGUUUCAGGUGCUAAUUCUGAAAGUGCCGAAAAACCAAAGAUUGAUGUUAAAAAAUCUGACUUGAUACAAAAAGAAGUUGAUACUUUGAAGGCAAGUUUCGGCGAUGGGAAAACUUCGGAGGCAGGAGAAAAACACACUGUCGAUGUGAGAUCAUCUGAAUAUGAACUCAACAAUACUCCCACAAGUAUUAGUUCCCCAGAGGAAAUUUUAAUGAGUCCAAAAACAAAACCUAGCAGAGCUCAUGUAUUAAAGUUAUUCCACAAAACAACACCAGAGAAAAAAGUUUCAAUCGAAGAGUCUCCGGAAAGUAUUCUAGUAAGUAAGUUGAAAUCUCGUCAAAAACCUUUUUGGAAACUUUCCAAAACACCUACAAAACCGAAAGUUUUUGAAGAAAAUACUGAGUCUACAAAAUUAGAUACUUCCACGUCUGUAAUAAGCCUGGCAGAUAGUCGUUAUACAAUGGAUGACGUAAAGUCUCUUCCGUCAAUUUUGGACGAAAUUUUUGAGGAAAAACAUACAAACCCUUCAAUCAAGAUUGAAAAUAUAUUAACCGAAUCCAAUUUGAUAGAUGUCGACUCUAAAAAGCCCAUUUCAAACAGUUUAUCGCCUGAAACCGACGAUCUGUUUGAUAGACUAAAAAAUGAAGCUCCUGUAAACAAAAUACUCAAACCUGUUAUAGAAGAUACUUCAUUCUUGAAAAUUAAAGACAAAUCUACCAUAAACUCUUCUACACAUCAGAUUAUAGAAACUAAAACGCAAUCGCUUACAUUGGUUUCUUCUAUUCCCUCAACCUCUUUACAGUUGGAUGAACAAAAAGGUAAAACCAACAAAUCGCUUCCACAUAAGAUAAAUAUUAUAGACCAAAUUACUUUAAAUUCGAAAAAUUCAAAUACUUUAGAGACGACCACAACUACAUCUUGCAAUGAUUUAGACCAAACACAAAAAACUUGCCUUGAUGAAAAGUCAUUUAAUUUGAAAAAAAUUGAUAAGCAUAACAAAAAUUCUCCUCAAGCCAGUGAAAAUGAUGUUGAUCUUCAGAAAAUCGUAUCACAAGAAACGGUUUACCAGUUUCCAAUUUCUGCUGCCGAAAAUUCACUAGAAAUAAAGCCAGCAGAAAUAACUAAAGAAAAGAAGAUAACUUCUAAAACUGAUCCAUCUGUUAAAGAUGUACCGUCUAUACCCUCGAAUCCACCUUCUCAAAAACCUGUCAAUCAAUGUUUAGAAACCAAAAUCUCAGAUCCAACAGAAAAAGCAAAAAAAAAUCAAUCAACUUCUGAAAAGAACGUAGUUGAAACCAGCAAGUCAUCUCUGAAGACAUUUUCUUUGUCAAACAAUGUUCAGCAACAAAUUUCUAGUUCCGAGAUACCUGUAACAUCGGCAACAGUUGUGGUUGUUUCUUCUAUUAAUACGAUCCCUGAAACACCGGUUAAACCUGAAACUUUGGUUGCUAGUGGCUUAAGCACUACUAACAAAACUCCUUCAAGUUGCAAAAAAGUGUUAGAUCAAUCUUUUGUAACAAAGACCAUCGAUCCGUCUGAAAACAUAAAUGAAACUCAACCAGUUUUAGCUAAAAAACUUCCUACGCCUUCUACGUUAACUUUGAAACGAAAUUCUGCAUUCAAUGUUGUAACAAAAAGUCAAGAACCUCCAUCUAAAAUACUCUGCACCGAGAUUUCAAAUAAACCAGUACCUGUCACAAUAGUUUCUUCUACGUCUGCGAUGCCUACAUCGUCAGUGAAUCAAAUGAUUUUAAAACCAUGUGCACAAAAAAUUCCAGUUAAAGUUAUUUAUCCUAAAAAAUCCAUAAUGCAAAUUCCAAUCUCCGAAACUACAUCGACGGUUCCGUGUGUUAAAAUCAGUGAAAUUCACCGAACUCCAGAAAAUAAACCAAAUGUUAAUGAAUCUAAGUCAUCUCUGAAACGAUACCCCUCGUUAAGUGAUGCUACAAAAGUUCAUGAACCUCCAUCUAAAAUUUUGCGCUCUGAAAAUUCUGCAAUGUCUGUUUCUUUGCAGCAUCAAGUUUCACCCUCUACGCUGAGUCAGAAAUCUGCACCAAAAAAUCCAUAUUGUAAUUUUACCACUUCAAGCCCGAAUGUUUCAAACGUUAAAACACCCGUACGUAACGAAGCAGUAACAAAACCUUCAAUGCUUCAAAAAAAUUCCACAAUUCAGAUUGACAGUCCAUCAAACCAAAAAUUGGUAGAAUCUGUAUUAAAACAAUCUGCUAUAUUCUCAUCUCGUAGCCCGAAGAAUUCUAAAACAAUGACGCCUCCUGUGCACACUACUGAAAAAUCAAUCUCAGUUGCACCCCCCAAGACAGUAACUCCUUUAAGGACACCUGGACAUACAACUCACUCAGACAAACCAAGACCAACACCAGCGCCAACAUCAAAAUCACAUAACGUACAACCGGGUACGCCAAUGUCAAAACCGUCAAAUUCAGGGUCGAGAACACUGAACGCAUUGUCUGCGGAUUUAAAAAGGGUUAGUGUUGACGUGGAAAAGAUCAAAAACGAUUUAGGUAAAUUGCCCGAAAUCGAUGAAAACUAUAUCGUUCACAAACGUCGUAAGUUUUUACUUGAAGAGCUUGAUAAUAAACAAAAAGAGUUAAAUGAAUUAAAGAAGAAAUACCAAGAAUAUGAGAAGCACACUCGUGUACUGAAAGCACAUUCCGAACGAAAACCAAUUGACAAAGAUCAUCCGCAACACCAUCAUCAACACCACAACCAACAGCAUAGACCAAAUGUGUCCCAAUCAAAUGACUUGAAAAGAAAAUACGAUCACUCAAGGCCACAUUCAGAGCGUCAGUUUUCGAAACCCAAUACUUCUGGUUCUGGUCAUAGUUCGCAUGUAGAAAGGCAGAAAGAAAGGAAUCACACUUAUGUGAAUAAGUUUAGCGAGCUUGAUAAAAUAAAUUUUGCAAAUAAAAAUUAUCAAUCAGCUGAUAUAAACUCUGAAGCAAAGAAAUUGCCACCCUGGGAACCGAAACAACUCACUGCGGAUGAAAUUAUUCGAACAUUGCGUCACAAAUAAAACAAAAAAAUAAAGAA
Eupeodes corollae is the source of this 16705-nucleotide messenger RNA. RefSeq lists its product as uncharacterized. NCBI's taxonomy places the organism in Eukaryota, Metazoa, Arthropoda, Insecta, Diptera, Syrphidae. The transcript has 6 exons. The coding region runs from base 852 to 16688 and encodes 5278 amino acids. The record is from RefSeq and is a predicted model, not a curated record.